UCAAAAUAUUGCUGGAAAUCGGUCGUUAGAAGAAGAAGAAGAUGGUGAUGUUGUUGUCGGCAUUGGGAUUGAAUAAGUACUCAACUCUCUCCAGGCUACUCCCCGCCGGAGCUGGCCAGCUGAGGGUUCUUCUUAUCACUCAUUCCUCACCUACCCUCCCUUCUUAUUACUCUUCUAAAGAAGAGGCUGAAGAUGACGAAGAAAAGGCAAAGCAAUCCGGCAAGAAAUUCAAAGAAAGGUUAAGCGACGUCAAGACUGCGGCCAAAUUCGUUAGAGAUGUCGCCAACUCCGACACUGAUUCGUACAAAAUGGACAAAGACACCAAGGAAACAAUCACGAAAAUGAAAGAGGCAGCUGAGACUGUGAAAGACGGGGUGAAUGACGUGAAGAAGACCACCAAAUUUGUGCGCAACAUUGCCUCUUCCACGGCUGACACGGUGAAGAAGCUGGCGAAAGAGGCUACAGACAAAGUAUCAAACUCGGCGAUUCAAGCCACCACUGAAAUUGUCAAGGACAAAGUGAAGGGGAAAUUUGAUUGAGCCGUUUUGGGUUUUCAUUUGAACCGAGGAAAAUGUACGCUUUUACGAGUCAUGACCAUACACUUAUUUCUCCAUUAUGAUUCAUCGAAGGAUUAGUUGUGUUUCAAUCUUAUUUGUAGGUCCACUACAACAAUUUUCGUCUAUUGUGACAGCAACAUUUUGUCAUAAUAGGACCAAAUUUCGUCAUAAUAAUGUUAUUUUGACAAAAACAUUUGUCAUAAUGUUCGUCAAAAUUACCUCGUCG
Molecule: messenger RNA, 783 nt
Organism: Linum tenue
Lineage: Eukaryota; Viridiplantae; Streptophyta; Magnoliopsida; Malpighiales; Linaceae
Source: the annotation of a GenBank genome assembly